UCGAUCCAUCGAUAUUGCAGAGAAGACCAGGCCUCGUCUGUCUAGCUGAUGUGAUGAACAUGCAUCAACCUUGCUUUUUACAGUAUCUCCUCCUCAUCCUCGUGCCUCUGCUGCUGUCUGCCUCUGCUUAUGAUAGAUCAGGUGAGUUCAUCUUCGAUGGUUUCUCUGGCAACGAUCUAAUAACCAUGGAUGCUGCUUCUGUCACCAAUGGCCUCUUGAGCCUCACUAGCGGGCAGAAGGAAUUGAGAGGUCACGCUUUCUAUGCUUUCCCUCUCGAUUUCACAAGUGCCGCCGUCCCAAAUAGCUCCGCCGUUCUGUCCUUCUCUACAACCUUUGUCUUUGCCAUCAUCGGCCCAUAUGAUGAUUUGAGUGGCCAUGGUCUUGCCUUUGUGCUUUCUUCCACCAAUGAUUUGUUUACUGCCUUGCCUAGCCAGUACCUAGGCCUUCUCAAUUCAUGGAAUGAUGGUAACUCAUCAAAUCAUCUUCUUGCAAUCGAGCUUGAUACCAUACAGAGCACCCAGUUCAAUGACAUCAACGACAACCACAUUGGGAUCGACAUCAAUAGCCUGUCCUCCGUUGCCUCACACACUGCAGGCUACUACACCUCCAAUGGAGAGUUUCAUCCGCUGAAACUUAUAAGUAGAAAACCGAUGCAGGUGUGGGUGGACUAUGACAGCAACCAUAUCAUGUUGAAUGUCACAAUAGCACCUUACUUCAUGUCGUCCACCAAACCCAGCAGGCCACUGCUCUCGACUAUAUUCAAUCUUUCCUCUAUUUUGCCAACCGCAACAGUAUACGCUGGGUUUUCCUCCGCGACUGGCACACUUAACUGCAAGCAUUACGUUCUUGGCUGGAGCUUCAAGCUCAACGGAGAAGCUGCAUCACUCAACUACUCCGCCUUAUCUGUCAAGACUAUCCAAGAACUCGCACAACAAGUUCCAACUAGCGAUCACCCAGGCAGCUACAAGGUUCUGAUAUGCAAAAUUCUCUUACCGAUCGUUGCAAUUUUCGUACUUGUUUCUGCUGUUCUUGUUAAGGUCCACAUGAAGAGGCGAUCACAAGAAAGAGCUGAACUAGACUGGCAGAGGGAGUAUGGGCCUCCAUCUUUCACCUACAAAGAAUUGUUGGCCGCCACUCAUGGAUUCAAGGACAAGAUGCUUCUUGGUAGAGGAGGCUUUGGGAGUGUGUACAAAGGAGUGAUGCCUAUCUCUAAGCAGAUAGCUGCUAUUAAGCGAGUGUCGCCGGAGUCAAGGCAAGGGAUGAGGGAAUUCAUGGCCGAGAUCACCAUCCUCGGUCAUCUUCGCCACCGCAAUCUGGUGCAGCUGAUUGGGUAUUGCAGCCAUAAGCAACAUCUUCUUUUGGUCUACGACUACAUGCCAAAUGGAAGCCUUGACUGCUAUUUGCAUACUCAAGAUCAUGGCAACACCAAUCUAUGCUGGGCUCAAAGAUUCCACAUCAUCAAAGGUAUAGGUAUAGCAUCUGGUCUCUUCUACCUCCACGAGGACUGGGAGCAGGUUGUCAUCCACCGGGACAUCAAGACCAGCAAUGUCCUUCUCGAUAGCGAGAUGAAUGCGAGGCUAGGUGAUUUUGGCCUUGCAAGAUCCCAUGAUCAUGGUGCUGAUGCUCACACCACGCAUGUGGCAGGUACGUACGGUUACAUUGCUCCCGAGUUGGCCAGGCUUGGCAAGGCAACCAAAGCAACUGACAUCUUUGCCUUCGGCGUGUUGAUGAUGGAGGUCACCUGUGCAAUACGGCCAAUAUGGGUGAACACCACCGAUGGGGAGCCUCUGGCCCUAGCAGACUGGGUGCUUGCUGCAUGGCAAGGUGGUUCCAUCACCGAUGCCGUCGACCCAAGACUGGAUAGUUAUGUGGAUGAGGAGAUAGAGUUAGUCCUGAAACUUGGCUUGCUUUGUUCACAUCCCUCGCCAAACGCGAGGCCUUGCAUGCGCCUCGUCAUGCAGUACCUGCAAAGCGACACACCACUCCCAUCAGACUUUCAACCGAAUAGUUUACUGAGCAUUGGUGUGAUUCAAGAUGAAAUGCAUGAUCAGCGAGCCAUGUCAUGUCCAUCAGCUGCUAUAACCGAUCUUUCCAAAGGGAGAUAACAUCGCUGUGUUACUUGGCAAUAAUCAUCUGCAAUGUGCUCUUGCUUAGGGCUAGUUUGGAAGCAAGGAUAAUGGAGGAGAUUGAGAGACUACAAUCCCAUACUAUUCAAUUUUAAAUAAUGAGGGCUAGUUUAGGAACUACAUUUUUCUAAGGGGUUUCUAUUUUCCUCAGGGAAAAUGAAAAUCCCUUAAAAAUGAGGUUUACAAACUAACCUUGAGGGAUUCUAGUCUCCUUGAUCCUCUCUAUUCCAGCCAUUAGAGCUAGUUUGAAAACUCAAAUCUCCUUCGGGAUUGAAUGAGAUUGGAGAGGAAAUCAGUUCAUUUCCACCUCAAUCCUCUCCAAUCCCAAAGGGGAUAUGAGGUUCCCAAAGUAGCCCUUAGUGUUGGUACUGCUACUGCUUAUUUGAUGUGCUAUUCUAUGGCAGAGUUUCGAUUUACUUGGAGUAAUGUGUCAAAUCCUAUGACGUUGUUGUAUUACUAUGAACAUCUUUCGUCUGAGAUUAUCCAGCUACUAUUCAUAACGUCAAUAUACUAGAUGCAGUACCCAAAUGUACUAAAUAUUGUACAACUGUAGGUCUGGC
Molecule: messenger RNA, 2686 nt
Organism: Zea mays
Lineage: Eukaryota; Viridiplantae; Streptophyta; Magnoliopsida; Poales; Poaceae
Product: L-type lectin-domain containing receptor kinase SIT2
Exons: 1
Coding region: 54-2105 (683 amino acids)
Biological process (GO): protein phosphorylation
Molecular function (GO): carbohydrate binding; protein kinase activity; ATP binding
Source: RefSeq, a predicted model, not a curated record